GCUAGCAGCAUCUCUUCAUCACCUCCAUCAGCACGGAAAUGCCCUCCAUGGUACGUCAGUUUUAGUUAAGUUUAAAGUUUUAAAUAUUUGGUUAAAACAGCAACACCAACAUGACGUGUCUGUAAGAUAUAAUGGCUGAACAUCAAGGCUUGUCAGUCGUUUAAUGUUAGCUUAUUUAGCUCUUUAGCUUCAGUCCUAGGCUACUCUUAUGCAGGCCUGCUUGUUGUUUGCUAACUAGCCACAUGAUGCUACAUGAUAACGUUUUCAGACACCGUGAUUUUAAUGGUUUAGAAUUCAACGUUUUGUAGCUUGUGAUGUACUGGUAUAUAUUAUCAAUCAACUUCAUUUUGUUUUGAAAGGAGAGAGAAAAACAACAACAUGUUAAGGUAUUUAUUCAGUAACUACAGUAUAAUUAGGUUAGCCCAGUGUUCACUUAGGGACCAUCAAUAAAUAACCAUUUAUAUGACACAAACCACAUUUAUUAAAAAAAACAUUUCAACGUGUUUGCUUGGACGUUAAGCAAAAAUAAAUAAAAAGUACAAAUUAUGCUUACAAAAUAUAAUAAAUGUGUCUUCUGUAGCAACCAUUUUUUGAUUACUGGUGUGUCCUGAUAGUCAUGAAUAUUUUAAUAGAAGAUUUGUUCAGCUUUCAAUAGCUUACAUGUCACAUGAUCCAGUGACUCCAAAUCAAUGCAUCAUUGUAUUACUACAAGUAGGAGAUUGUAUAUUGUAUAUCUAUAAUAGGCAAGUUGGACACAUCUAUUUGUAUUGGAUUUUAGUGUACAUUAUAUUUAAUAUACAUAUUUUUAAUGAAAAAAGAGCACCUUUUUAAUUGAAAACGUUUUGAUCAUUUCAAUAGCUUCCAUGUAAUGUGAACUUUUUACUCAAAUUAAUGCAGACUUGUAGCACUACGCUGGACAAGUAUGACACUUAUUUUUACUUAGUAUAUUUUGAUACCUUUCUACUUUGAGCUAAGUAAAAGAUCUAACUACUUCUUCCACCAUUGACAAAAUGUGUCACCAUGUGUCCUACUCCUAUUUUGAAGUGGACUUGAUGAGUGCUCUCCUGUGAGCCUGUUACCUGGCACUUAAUCACAUGUCAGCUCUAAUCCCCUCGCAGCCCUUCCUCUGUCUGCCGUCAAGGCUUAGCUCAGGAUAGAUGAGACACAUGCAGGCGGCAGCAUCACUUUUCCACUCGCCCUCGCCAGGUAAACCUCCACCUUCCUUAAUCACCCACCUGCAGAGAGAAAGGUAAAGGAUGAGCACUCGUGUUUUAUUGCUGAGUCUUUGAGUUGCCUCAGAGUAGCAUAGUCUGUGUCUGUGUCUGUUGAUCUGUGGAGGGAUGUUACUGUGCUUACGAUGACCAACUGUUGGCCUGUGUGGGACUGUCCAGGCUCCUCGCUGAAGGAGAGGCAGGGCUCUCUGUGGACGAUGAACCGCUACACCACGCUGAGGCAGCUGGGGGACGGCACGUAUGGCAGCGUGCUCCUGGGGAAGAGCAACGACACGGGGGAGAUGGUGGCCAUUAAGAGAAUGAAGAGGAAGUUUUAUUCGUGGGAUGAGUGCUUGAGUCUAAGAGAGGUUAAGUCACUGAAGAAGCUGAACCAUGCCAAUGUGGUGAAACUGAGGGAAGUGAUCAGAGAAAACGACCACCUCUACUUUGUCUUUGAGUAUAUGAAAGAAAACCUCUAUCAGCUCAUGAAAGAAAGAAACAAGUUGUUCCCUGAGUCACUCGUCAGAAACAUGACAUUUCAGAUAUUACAGGGACUGUCCUUUAUUCAUAAACAUGGGUAUUUCCAUCGGGACAUGAAGCCGGAGAACUUGCUCUGCAUGGGCCCAGAGCUGGUGAAGAUCGCUGACUUUGGACUAGCCAGAGAGAUCCGCUCACAGCCACCUUACACUGACUAUGUGUCCACAAGAUGGUACCGGGCCCCGGAGGUUCUGUUAAAGUCUAACUGCUACAGCUCACCCAUCGACAUCUGGGCGGUGGGAUGCAUCAUGGCGGAGCUGUACACUCUCAGACCUCUGUUCCCUGGAAACAGCGAGGUGGACGAGAUCUUCAAGAUCUGUCAGGUGCUGGGAACGCUGAAGAAGCCAGACUGGCCUGAGGGCGUCAAGCUUGCCACCUCGAUGAACUUCCGCUUCCCAAAGUGCGUCCCCACCAGCCUCAGAUCUCUGAUCCCAAACGCCAGCAGCGAGGCGAUCACACUGAUGAGAGACAUGCUGCAGUGGGACCCUGAGAAGAGACCCAGUGCUGUUCAGGCUCUACGGUAUCCAUACUUCCACGUCGGCCCGGCGCUCGGUGCUCCUCUGAAGAACUCGGAGCAGCACAAGGCUCAGCCAAAGAUGUACGAGGCGUCUUCAGGAACAAAGCCUCUGUCCCUCUGUAAGACGGACCUGGAGUCCAGCGAGCAGAGUAGCACCCAGAGAUGCAGCCAGUCUCUGCACCAGCCUCUUCAGCAGAUACUUCUCCCUCAGAACAACAUGGAACAAAACCCAAAACAAACAAUGUGUUCUUCCACGCUGACACAGGGACAGCAGGAACCCCUCAGCCUGGUGAAAAGCAGGCAACCAAUGAGCUAUCAGGCUCCGAUAGGAGCAGAGAACAGCAUGAGUGCAGUGAGGACGGGACGCAGACGCUGGGGACUGGCGUCUAACAGAUCUGAGGACAGCUGGGACGACGGAGAGGAGGCAGACGCCGGAGUCUCCAUCUCCAAAAAGCCCACCAUCAGCUCUCUGAAGGACGGGGCAGCAGAGGGGCCCAGCUGUCGAUUGGCAGAGUCGCAGAACAAAGCAGAAAGAAAGCUGCCGAGCAACAGUGGGCUGAACCGAGCUGAAUCCUCCACGCUGUCCGCCAAGCAGCACUACCUCCGCCAGUCCAGAUAUCUGCCCGGCAUAAAUCCAAAGAACAGCUCUUUAGCAGAAAGCCCGGUGACCGGCAGAAACCUGUGGGGCGCCUCGGGUUUAACCAGAGAAAAGACGCCAGAGUUUCCUCUAAAUAAAGACAAUAGUCUUCCUAAACUAACAGAUCAGCAGCCUCUUAAAGAAAAGACUCUGGAGGAUCGCGAUCUUUCUAAAGACUCCUUCCUGAGCAACAAAAACCCAAACCAGACACAGAUGCCCCCUUUUCAGAAGGCUGAACCAGGAUCAGCGAGACAGAGGAUCACACUGGCCCCCAUAGGAGGCAGCUCUGCCAUGGAUCUAAGAGUUGAGUCUAAAAUCAAAUCAUCCAAGAACAAGACCUCCUUAAAUAAACUACUACCCUCAAACAAAGAGCACGAAGGGUGGAGGAGCCGAUCUCUGAAUCCUCCGAUCUCUGGACCCAGCGCCUCAGGGUGGAGCUCUUUACCGAGGAGCUCGACCCUGCAGCCGGUGCACGGACGGGUCGACUGGACCGCCAAAUACAAAGGAAACCAGUAGCACCAGUCCACUCUGCACCACUAAAGACUCAUGAGACCAGUUCCCACUGCACGAGAGCCAGGAAAUACUCUAAAGGAGAAGUGUUUCCUGCUAGUCUGUUACAUUUGCCACCUUAAAAAAUAUUGUUCAGUGUCGUACAUGUGUCCCAUAACUCCUAGAGUCAGUAUUUUAUUUCAAUAAUAGACAAUGAAGUCGUUAUAUUGUAUUAAAGUUUUUUAUUUUACAACAGCAGAUAUAUUUUUAAAGAUAAAAACAUUACUUUUCUGUAUAAAAAUGUAUUUUCUUUCUCGUACCUUAUCUUAUAAAGUCACAUUUUAUAUCACAUGUUUUAUACAGAACCAGAAUGUAAUAGUAAACAAGGGAAUGUUUGUGAAUGUACAGUAUGUGGAAACACAAAUUAUUAAUUGUAAUGUCAAACAUGCAUUGACACACUGAAAAAACAUCUGUACAUAUUUUUAAGAUGUAUGUGGUUUCUUUUGCAUGCCAGCGAUGAUCUUCACCAGCAUCAGUCCACUGAAAAUAAACAUUUACAACAGAA
Molecule: messenger RNA, 3956 nt
Organism: Gymnodraco acuticeps
Lineage: Eukaryota; Metazoa; Chordata; Actinopteri; Perciformes; Bathydraconidae
Product: serine/threonine-protein kinase MAK-like
Exons: 15
Coding region: 1358-3418 (686 amino acids)
Biological process (GO): protein phosphorylation; intraciliary transport; intracellular signal transduction
Cellular component (GO): cytoplasm; cilium; nucleus
Molecular function (GO): protein serine/threonine kinase activity; ATP binding
Source: RefSeq, a predicted model, not a curated record